This is a messenger RNA of Gossypium raimondii (Peruvian cotton), 1869 nucleotides long. RefSeq lists its product as uncharacterized. The record is from RefSeq and is a predicted model, not a curated record. Gene Ontology annotation, molecular function: ATP hydrolysis activity; ATP binding. Gene Ontology annotation, cellular component: mitochondrial outer membrane. The coding region runs from base 233 to 1411 and encodes 392 amino acids. Lineage: Eukaryota; Viridiplantae; Streptophyta; Magnoliopsida; Malvales; Malvaceae. The transcript is spliced from 5 exons.
AAAUCUGAUAUCGCCUCGAACCAUUUUGCUUCUGCUUACUUAGUCUGGAAGGAUCUGAAUAAAACAAUAAUAAUAAAACCUAGUUUAAUCAAAUUAAAAAUCUCUUUCGUUUUCUUCAUUCGAGCGAAAAUAGUUUUCCCUAUUCCUAAAAUUUAAAACCCUAAUUAUUCUUUACGCAAAAUAUCAUUAUUAAUAAGCUUUUAGAGAGAGAUUGAUAAAUUAUUUGUUAAAGAUGGGUUCAUCUUCGUCGGAGACAAAGUUCCUGCAAGAACUGAUUUUAUACGCCGCCAGCGCUGCCUUUAGUUGCUUGGUCCUCUUCGCUGGACUCCGGCACCUCGACCCCAACCGAGAAGCUUCUAAAAAAGCGCAGGAGCACAAGAAGGAAAUUGCCAAGCGAUUGGGUCGUCCUUUAAUUCAUACCAAUCCCUACGAGGAUGUAAUAGCUUGUGAUGUGAUAAACCCUGAUCACAUUGAUGUGGAAUUUGAUUCUAUUGGAGGAUUAGAAGCCAUCAAGCAGGCUCUCUAUGAACUAGUGAUUCUUCCAUUGCGGAGACCAGAGCUGUUUUCACAUGGAAAACUUCUUGGUCCUCAAAAAGGGGUUCUUUUAUAUGGACCCCCAGGUACUGGAAAGACCAUGCUUGCUAAAGCCAUUGCGAAGGAGUCUGGUGCUGUUUUCAUUAAUAUUAGGAUAUCAAAUCUGAUGAGCAAGUGGUUUGGUGAUGCGCAGAAACUUGUGGCUGCCGUAUUUAGCUUGGCCUAUAAACUGCAGCCUGCUAUUAUAUUUAUUGAUGAGGUCGACAGUUUCUUGGGACAACGGCGUAACACAGAUCAUGAAGCAAUGACAAACAUGAAGACUGAGUUCAUGGCAUUGUGGGAUGGGUUUACUACUGACCAGAAUGCACGAGUUAUGGUUCUUGCUGCAACAAAUCGCCCAUCAGAACUAGAUGAAGCCAUACUCAGACGUCUCCCUCAGGCUUUUGAGAUUGGAGUACCUGACUGCAUGGAGAGGGCUGAGAUAUUGAAGGUAAUUUUAAAGGGUGAGAGGGUUGAACCAAGCAUUGACUUUGACUGCAUAGCCAGUUUAUGUGAAGGGUACACGGGUUCAGAUCUUCUUGAACUCUGCAAGAAAGCAGCGUACUUUCCGAUCAGGGACUUACUAGAUGAGGAGAAGAAAGGAAAACCAUCUGGAGCUCCAAGGCCAUUAUCACAGAGUGAUUUGGAGAAAGCUCUUGCCACAUCAAGGAAGACAGGAGUUGCUGCAAAUGAAUAUAGCAGGUUAAGUUCACAAUUAUCUGGAUGGUCCAGACAAAGGGAAUCAGAUGAUUAUCAGGUUCAAGCUGCAAUCAAUGAACUCUCUAAGCUAGUAGUUUCACAAAUCGUUAAUCUUCAAUCAGAUUCCCAGGAUGCCUGAAAUUUUCAUCUCUAUAAUCUUCAAUCAGAUUCCCAGGAUGCCUGAAAUUUUCAUCUCUAUACUCAGAUUCUGCUACCUGAUCUAGUAUUUUUUAGUUCUGUGCCCAGAAAAUUAGAUUUUUUUUUAAUGGCAAAGCUACUUAUUAACGCUUGAGGUGACGUCAUUCUAUGCACAAAGCUUGUGAUAGGAGCUUUGGAACAGUAAGAUCUGUUUUAUGGUCUCCCAAAGUUAUUCAUUAUACUAACUUUCCAGGGGCUCCAAUUCUUUUUUCCCAUAAUAUCAAUGGAGCUUGUGAAAGUUGGCAAGUAUUAUGUUAUUUAUGGAAACCAGCUUAAAUUUAAUGAUGUUUAGUGGAUCACUGUUGAGACCGAUUUAGUUUUUGUAAUGAUAGGGAUAACAUUUAUUAUGUUUGUAAUUUUUAUAAACAGAAAAUGAAUAAAUUUUUUUUUUAGAUCUAA